UUUGGUCUUUGUUCAUUCACGGCCCCUUACCACCCGGCGAAUGACCAUCCAGUGGCCAUUGUUAUAUCGUCGUCUACACGGUGCGCACAUCCCUCAUUAUAAUUAUUAAAACAUUUUUCUGUACAUCUCACAGUUUCGACCUGCACAAGAAGCGCUAAAUACUCUACAAUCAUUUGAACAUCGUGGAUGACAAAUCGAUAAUUCUGAAAUUCACGUUUUUAGAAAAUAAAAAAUAGCCAGUAUAAUGUUUGGGUCAAUUUUCAAAUUAUCUACAAAAUUAAACAACCAGUCCAUUGUGAUGACUCUAUCUAGGAGUAUAGUUCAACAACGUGCUAGUAUGGAAGAAUAUUUCAAAGACAAACGUUUUAUAGUUACAGGAGCCAGUGGUGGAAUAGGUAAAGUUAUCGUCGGACGAUUAAUAGCAUUGGAUGCGCAUGUAUUUGCAAUUGGAAGAGAUGUGGAUACAUUACCAAGUUCUGAUAAUAAAAAAUUGAUUAAAGUGACCGUGGACGUAGGUGAAUGGGACUCAGCGUAUUCGAAAGUCUUAGAAAUGGGACCUGUCCAUGGAUUAGUAAACAAUGCAGGAGUAGCACACAUCGAAUCUUUUCUUAAUACAACACAACACGGAUGGGAUGAUACUUUGAACAUAAAUGCUAGAGGAGUCGUGAGAAUAAGUCAAGCAGUGGUCAAAAAUAUGAUUGCUGCUAAAAUUCAAGGAGCAAUAGUUAAUGUUUCAUCUACUAUAUCAGAAAAAGCAAUUCCGGACCACGUAUCAUAUUGUGCAUCUAAAGGAGCUGUAAACCAGAUUACAAGAAGCAUGGCAAUCGAAUUGGGACCACUUGGCAUAAGAACAAACAAUGUAAAUCCAACUGUUGUGAUGACUAGAAUGGGGAAAAAAGCAUGGAGUGAUCCUGCAAAAUCUGGUCCAAUAUUACAAAAAAUACCAUUGGGAAAAUUCGCAGAACCUAACGAUAUUGCGGAUGCAGUUAUGUUUCUAUUGAGUGACUACUCACGAAUGGUUAAUGGUCUGAAUUUGUAUGUGGACGGAGGUUUUAUGACUGGUUAA
Molecule: messenger RNA, 1066 nt
Organism: Sipha flava (yellow sugarcane aphid)
Lineage: Eukaryota; Metazoa; Arthropoda; Insecta; Hemiptera; Aphididae
Product: L-xylulose reductase-like
Exons: 6
Coding region: 245-1066 (273 amino acids)
Biological process (GO): glucose metabolic process; xylulose metabolic process
Molecular function (GO): L-xylulose reductase (NADPH) activity; carbonyl reductase (NADPH) activity
Source: RefSeq, a predicted model, not a curated record